AUUUCAUCAUUCUCAAUCCCUAAUUUAGUAGUACUAUCUACAAAUGAGCAAUUAGUUGAGAUCCAUUUUUCCUCCUAAAUAUCCUCCCUUUAAAAAACAAAACAAAAAGGAAAUAGAGGAGUUGAAUUUGAAGCAUUUGUUAGGACGCGAUGGGUGAUUCACCUGAAAAAGGCGGCGGCAAAGGCCGCAUCAAAUGGGGCGACCCCUUCAGCAAGGGACGCGCGGCCGUGGAGUCUCUGGGGGCCAUCCUCCGGUACUUCCCCCCGCACCUGUCGUCGUCGGAGACCCCCGCCACCUCCCUCCUCCAGGACCCCGACGUGGCGACCCAGAUCUCCACCCUCCUCCGCCGCCCCGACUCCGGCGCCGUGAACGACAACCUGUGCGCGUGGCUCUACGACACGUUCCACUCCGCCGACCCCAGCCUCCAGCUGGUGGUCCUCCGCUUCCUCCCCAUCCUGGCGGGCGUGUACCUCACGCGCGCCGCCCUCAACAAGCCCCUCCCGGGCUUCGAGUCCGUCCUCCUCGCCAUCUACGCGCACGAGACCGCCGCCCGCAACGGCCAGGCCGCCACCGUCAGCAUCCCCGACCUCGGCCACCCCAGCGUCUACCACGAGGCCAAGCAGCCCCCCGCCAAGAACGCCUCCACGGAGCUCCACCUCGCCGUCAUCACCCCGAGCCUCGAGCCCCACGGCACCGUGCGCUCCACGCGCCGCGCCAAAAUCGUCGGCGUCGCCCUCGAGCUCUACUACAGCCGGAUCUCCCUCAUCCCCGUCGGCUCCAAGCUCGACUUCUGCGACUUCUGCCGGAUGUGGUCCGGCCACGACCCCGACGGCCGCCGCGGCCGGAUCAACCUCCCCUGGGAGCUCAUGCAGCCCAUUCUUAGAAUAUUAGGGCACUGCCUCUUCCGCCCCGCCAAGAACUACGACCUCUUUCAGGCCGCCUUCGCCGCCUGCCAGUGCAUGAACGCUAGGGCACAGCACGACAUGAAUGCCAAGGCCAUGCUUGCCACGGCUAGCCUCGUUAGGCUAGCCCACACGGCUAUGGAUCCCAUCUCCGACGUCGAUCACACCGAGUUACCCAUCACCAAUCAAAUAUCAGUUUAGAUUCUUUUUUAUCUCCAUCUACAUUUAGGAAUUAGGAGGAGCCUAGGGAUUUUUUUUUAUUAUUAUUACAAGUUAUAUAGACGACCUACUUUGUUACAAAAG
Molecule: messenger RNA, 1205 nt
Organism: Salvia miltiorrhiza (redroot sage)
Lineage: Eukaryota; Viridiplantae; Streptophyta; Magnoliopsida; Lamiales; Lamiaceae
Exons: 1
Coding region: 150-1103 (317 amino acids)
Biological process (GO): phosphatidylinositol phosphate biosynthetic process; protein localization to plasma membrane
Cellular component (GO): plasma membrane
Source: RefSeq, a predicted model, not a curated record